UUUUCCCCUCCCGAAUUCUCCCGUCCAGACGAAUCUCGUCAGAUCCGUUUCGUUUGGUCUUCACACGCCCCGUUUUCGUGGGCUAUCAUCAAAGUGCUCCUGGAAAUGAGCAACAGUCUGAAAGUGAAAGUUGACGAACGGCUCGACAUCGCUCGUCUCGUUGAGCAGUACAAAGCAGUACUGUUCAACCCAGACCUGUCAGAGGAUCAAAAGACCGAGGCAUGGUCGCGAAUUCUCGCCGAGUGUACGUCGCGUGGUCAUCAUUGGGUGAAAGGGAAGGAUGUUACAUACCUGAAAAAAUCAAAGUGGCCUGGGAUAAAAAGAGAUGCUAUAGAACACUAUCAAGCUGAUAUGAAAAGCGAUGUUUCACAUAGGAAGAAGCUAACCGAGGCAGAUGUUAUAGUUCUGAAGGCAAUCAGUUUCAACACCGGAAACCUAGGCUCACUGAUGAAAAAAGAAAACUCUGCCCUCGGUACAGAUAUAUAUGACGGUGACGUUACGCAACCAGUUACAGUCGAGGUGAAAACGGGUGAACCACUCGAUCUGCUCGCCUGCGGAAUGCAACUAUCUGGAGAUAUCGAAAAGUUCGACAAUGGACUGCUGGUGAACUUGUUCUCAAAAAACCAUCAGGAAUCACGAAAAACAACUAUAUCUUCGUCUGAGCAGGAACAUCGCUACUCCAAGCGGCAUCGCAUUGAUGAUGAUGGUCCUAUAGAUCAUGAUUUGAUGGCUGCUCUGGGUUUUGGAAAAAAUCGUAACAGAGGUGUUGUGAAUUCAUCGGAGCGAUACGUUCAAAACUCUGUAGAAAAUGACAGCGGCACUUCGGAGCGUGUUACUACCGUUGUGUCGACCGUCAGCUCUGUUUCGACAGUUGCGUCUCCUAAGGAAAGCGCUCGCGAUCUGAAGAGUCUUCAAAAGCGAGCGUAUGAAGCACAAAUCUCUAGGGAGGAGGCGAUGACCAAAUACUAUCAAAUGAAGAUCAAGAAACUCGAAUUGGAGAUCGCCCAAUUGCAGCGCAAUAGAAGUGAAAAUGAGAGUGUGAUUGUAAGCGUUUUAUUAGUAUUCCAAUUCUUGUAG
This is a messenger RNA of Ostertagia ostertagi, 1077 nucleotides long. NCBI's taxonomy places the organism in Eukaryota, Metazoa, Nematoda, Chromadorea, Rhabditida, Trichostrongylidae. The record is from the annotation of a GenBank genome assembly.